Molecule: messenger RNA, 2389 nt
Organism: Mytilus californianus (California mussel)
Lineage: Eukaryota; Metazoa; Mollusca; Bivalvia; Mytilida; Mytilidae
Product: toll-like receptor 7
Exons: 1
Coding region: 46-2250 (734 amino acids)
Biological process (GO): signal transduction
Molecular function (GO): protein binding
Source: RefSeq, a predicted model, not a curated record
UAGUGUACACAUCGCUGCAACUGAACAUAAAUUGUGAGAAAAGCAAUGUUUAAUCAUGUUUUUUCUCUUCUGUUUAUUGCUCAAUGUAUACAAAACGCAAAAUUGGAGACAUGGGAAAAGUGGAUUCCGCCAUCUAUUAACAGAACAGAUCUACUUUGCCCUUCUGAUCAUUGUACGCGAGACCCGACACAAUAUGUUACGACGAAAAAUGAUUGCUGCACGUGCUGGGCUGAACCGUCUUGGAAAUUUGAUCCAUUGACUUAUGAUUUAGUUUUGGAGUAUACACGAAGAGGGGGUACAGCUCAACUCAUAGGAGAUAUAACAGUGAAUUCAAGAUUGGUACAUAAUAAUGGAUUCUUAUCGCAUCUACCAACCAACGUAUGCAAUUUUGUGAAUAUUGUAGAAAUAGAAGUCACUUAUAAUAGAAUUUUAUCGAUUGGAAACAUAUCAUGUUUACCUAUACUAGAUACACUUGAUUUGAGUCAUAAUUCAAUCGAUUCAAUUGGAAAUAGCACGUUUAAAUAUUUACCUUUAUUAAGAGUAUUGAGAUUAACUUAUAAUGGUAUUACAACAAUGGAACCGUACGCUCUGGCAGGAACAACGAUGUCAAUUUUUUUGGCCGAUUUGUCCUUCAACAAUAUGACAGAAAUUGAUUUGAGUAAUUUAAUUCCAGAAAAUCGUUUUUGUCGGUAUGAUUUUUCCUCAAACAAAAUCGUUGAAAUAGUUAGUGAACAGAAUUUUCAGAUUGAUGUCGACAAAAUUUAUCAUGGAGGAUUCGUUUAUUUAGAUUCAAAUGAUAUCACACAAUGGUUUGACUUCAGAGAUCUAGGAAUAGACGACAUUAAUAUUCUAGGAAAAGUCAUGCAAUUCGGAUUUUCUUUGCAAAAUAUGAAAUGGACUUGUGAUUGUCGAAUGGAACCGUUUCUUGAACUUUCACAAGAUGUGUUAAAAAGAAUCUGGCGUGAUUACUAUAAUCUUACAUGUUGGGAUCCACCGGAAUACCGUGGGGUGUCAAUUACGGAUUUUUUUAUGGAGGGGGAUAAACUUGAUUUGCUUGUUUGUAACAAGUCGUCUGCUGAUAAAUGUCCAAAAGAAUGUUACUGUUUUUAUCAACUGAAAAACAGAAGAACUGUGGUCAAUUGUACCGGAGUUGGAUUACUUGAGUUGCCAAAGUAUGUUCCUGAAGGCGAUAAUUUGACUUUGUUAUUUGAUGAAAACGAUAUAGAAUUUUUAGAAUAUCGAGAAUAUUUCAACAGAUCGUCUGUCAUUAGUCUAUCAAAAAAUAAACUCCAUACAAUUUCAAGCAAUGCCAUUGAAUCUAUAGACAGCAACGCAGUUUUUGAUUUGUCUGAUAACAAUAUGUAUGCGUUGCCUAGAGAUUUUCAAUCAUUUGAUCCCUGUAUAACAAAAUUGGGGAAAAUAAAAAUAUCUUGCGGUUGUGGUGAUCACUGGCUUGUAGACUGGGUGAAAAACAAGCGAGCAGAAAAAUGCAAAAACACAACCGAAAUUAUCUGCUUUAUAGGGAAUAGAUAUGUUUCAACGAUUGAUUUAGAUUUAGGGGAUUUCUGCAAUAAUGACUCCAAUUUGACAUUCUUAAACAUUUCAUUUGGAAUAGUAAUUGCUCUGCUAUUGGGACUUUUCGGUGUAUUGUAUACAUUCCGCUACGAACUGUUUAUCUUAAAGAGACGGUUUAUGAAUCAGAAAUCUACGAGAAUAUGCCCAUUACUGAAAUACGAUGUUUUCAUAUCUUUUGAUGAUAAUGACACGGAACUGCGUUUUUGGGUAAUGAAAAGAUUGGCCUCCUACUUGAAAGGCGCUUGUUAUAAGACUUUUAUACCGUGUCGAGACGGUAAGUUCGGGGAUAUCAGAGAAGAAGCAUUGAUUAAUAAUAUAAAUAUUUGCAAGAAUUAUAUAGUUAUACUCUGUGACAAAUAUCACACCGAAGAUACGUUUUGGACAACUGUUGAAUGGAAAUAUAUUUGGCAUAGCUUUAAACAAAACAAGGAAAGACAAAUCAUAAUGAUAAAUUACCAUCAGUUAGAUCCGUCGGAAGUCCGUGAAGAAAAACUAAAAGCUUUUAUACGAGUUAGCACAGACAUUGACUUUUCAAACAGGAAGCAUCAUUUGUUCAAGGAGAUUCAUGAUAGAUUAGGUUCCCCGAUUCUUACAAACAAUGGACUAAAAUGUGCAAACACAAAAUUUAUCCCAAAAUCACUGCACAGUCAGGAUAUGUUCAUGCUAGAUAUAUAACAAUUAAACAAUGUAACAUUUCUUGUUCAGAGAUAUACUUAUUCUUUUUAAAUAUUCCUUUAAAUAUAAGUGUCAUAUAGCAUCUUAAAUGUGGCAGUACAAAACCGUGUUCAAAUGAAUGAAAACUUGUUUAUAUGAA